Messenger RNA from Entelurus aequoreus (snake pipefish), 1033 nucleotides. RefSeq names its product crystallin, beta B3 (gene crybb3). The transcript has 6 exons. NCBI's taxonomy places the organism in Eukaryota, Metazoa, Chordata, Actinopteri, Syngnathiformes, Syngnathidae. Gene Ontology annotation, biological process: visual perception; lens development in camera-type eye. The coding region runs from base 164 to 892 and encodes 242 amino acids. Gene Ontology annotation, molecular function: structural constituent of eye lens. The record is from RefSeq and is a predicted model, not a curated record.
CUGCUGUGGCCAGAAAUAAACCAUAAAUAGCCCUCUGGCCUCCACCCGUCGCUCGCCAGGCCUCCACACCCACACAGGAGACGGAGACAAAGGGAAGACCGGGAGAUUGGCUUGGAGCAGGUGCAGGGACACACGAGGCAUCCAGCACCAAAGUAAGAAAACAAUGACAGAACAACAAGGAACCCCAGACCAGUUCCCUGCAGAGAAGGGCCAAGGAGGAGCUGGAGCUUCAUAUAAGUUGACGGUUUUUGAGUUUGAGAACUUCCGCGGAAAGAAAGUGGAAUUGUCCGGUGAGUGUAAGGAUGUGCUGGAGAAGACCCAGAGAGUCGGCUCUGUCAUCGUGGCGUCUGGACCAUGGGUGGGUUUCGAGCAUCCCGGUUUUGCAGGGGAGAAGUUUGUUUUGGAGAAGGGGGAGUAUCCCCGCUGGAGCACCUGGACCAACUGCCAGAGUCACUACUGUCUGAGCUCUUUCAGGCCCCUGAAAGUGGACAACGCAGACCACAAGCUGCACCUGUUUGAGAACGCAGGCUUCGAAGGCAGGAAGAUGGAGAUUGUCGACGACGACGUACCCAGCCUGUGGGCUUAUGGCUUCCAGGAUCGCGUGGCUAGCGCCAAGGCCAUCAACGGCACGUGGGUGGGCUACAUGUAUCCGGGCUACAGGGGGCGCCAGUACGUGUUUGAGCAUGGAGACUUUAAGCACUGGAACGACUGGGGAGCCACCGCGCCUCAGAUCCAGUCCGUCCGACGUGUGCGGGACAUGCAGUGGCACAAGAGGGGGUGUUUCGUCACCCCGACGCCUAAUCCCAACCCUAAUCCCAAUCCCAACCCCAAUCCGGCUCCUAACCCCACUCCCAUCCCCAAGCCUUCUGCCAACCCCAAAACCCAGCCUUAACCCGACCAGGAAAACCACCUCCAGCACCUCCUGGGACAAACUGAAGGCAGUCAAGUCUGUCCCACAUAACCACUCUUUACUCUUUACUCAUUACUGGAAUGAAGCAAGCAUCUAUGACUCAAAAUAAAGGUUUUGGCCCCA